AUGAUAAAAGGUGGUCUUCCAGGACUGCUAAAAUCAAAUGUGAAGUUUAAUCUGUAUGCAGGUUAUGUUAAUGUUGAUGAAAAGAAUGGGAGAAGCCUUUUCUAUUACUUUGCUGAAUCUUCUUCUAGAAAUGCUUCUUCUAAACUACUUAUUCUCUGGCUAAACGGAAGUCCAGGAUGUUCAUCAUUAGGAUUUGGGGCCGUGCUUGAACUUGGUCCUUUUGGUGUAAAUCCUGAUGGUAAAACCCUUUAUUCCAGAACAUUUGCAUACAAAGUUGCAAAUGUAAUGUUCCUGGAGUCACCAGCAGGGGUUGGCUUCUCCUAUUCUAACACUAGCUCCGAUUAUGCAUUCUCAGGCGGCAAGAGGACUGCUGAAGAUACAUAUAGGUUUCUAGUGAAUUGGUUCAAGAAGUUUCCACAUUACAAAGGCAGGGAUUUCUACAUCAUGGGAGAAAGCUAUGAAGGAUUCUUACGAAAGGACUUGUAA
Molecule: messenger RNA, 486 nt
Organism: Capsicum annuum
Lineage: Eukaryota; Viridiplantae; Streptophyta; Magnoliopsida; Solanales; Solanaceae
Product: serine carboxypeptidase 1
Exons: 1
Coding region: 1-486 (161 amino acids)
Biological process (GO): proteolysis
Cellular component (GO): vacuole
Molecular function (GO): serine-type carboxypeptidase activity
Source: RefSeq, a predicted model, not a curated record